AAACGAGAAACGCACCUAUAUAGACUCUGCCCAGUACUUUACUGUUUCAAACGCUACUACGUCUCUAAUGUCUGCCUCUCAUUUUCCUUCACUUUCCUUCUCCUUCCUUAACUCAAUUACAGUAUUAAACUGAAUUAACUAAAAGUUUAUUAACAAUCAUCCCGCCAUUUUCAAACAAAAUGGCUACAAUAGCUGUUUUUGCGUCUUCAUCGUCGAUGACAACGCCUACUUGCUUUCUGCGUGGGACGAAGGAGACCAAAACCGUGACAAAGAAGGGGAGAAGUCAAGAAGUGAAGGUUAUAGGAAAUUUCAGUCACUUUAGAGAUGCCGUAAGGAAGGAUUUUCAGUUCUUGAAGAAAGGGAUUGGCAGAGGAAUUGAUUGGGCAAACGAGGCAUUUCGAAUUCCUCAGGUUUUCAAAACCCUAGAUGAUGUUUUGUGGCUGAGGAAUCUGGAGGACCCGAAAGCUCCUCCUUUGGAGCCUGUUGCUUGGCCGCAGACUUCUUAUACAGGACUUACAGGAGUUGAUUUAGUCAUGGCUGACCUCAAAGCCUUAGAAGCAUAUGCUAGUUACUUCUAUUAUCUGUCUAAGAUUUGGUCCAAGCCGCUUCCAGAAGUCUAUGAUCCCCAAGAUGUUUCUCACUAUUUCAGUUGCAGGCCUCAUGUAGUGGCCCUUCGACUUCUUGAGGUAUUUUCAGCCUUUGCUUCUGCCACAAUCAGAAUUCGAACCUCCAGGAUCAGAAAGCUUUUAAGGCCAAGUUCAGAUAAGGAAUUAAAUGGGAACAUCUCACAGUAUGAUUUUGGGCUGGUUUUAAAAGAAACAAUGCUGAACUUGGGUCCCACUUUUAUCAAAGUUGGUCAAUCCCUUUCCACAAGACCAGAUAUAAUUGGUACUGAAAUUUCCAAGGCACUUUCCGAGUUGCAUGAUCAAAUUCCUCCUUUUCCUAGGACCGUAGCUAUGAAAAUCAUUGAGGAAGAAUUAGGUUCUCCUGUUGAAUCCUUUUUUAGCUGUAUCUCUGAGGAACCUGUAGCUGCAGCAUCAUUUGGUCAGGUGUACCGUGGAACUACUCCUGAUGGCUGUGAUGUUGCUGUGAAAGUUCAGCGUCCUAAUCUGCGUCACGUGGUAGUCCGAGAUAUCUAUAUUCUUCGCCUUGGGCUGGGAUUAUUGCAAAAAAUAGCAAAGAGAAAAAAUGACCUUCGCCUUUAUGCUGAUGAGCUUGGCAAAGGUUUAGUUGGGGAACUGGAUUACUCUCUAGAGGCUGCCAAUGCCUCCAAGUUUCUGGAUGCUCAUUCAUCCUUUCUGUUUAUGCGCAUUCCAAAAGUAUAUCAUCAUUUAAGUCGAAAGAGAGUUCUGACUAUGGAGUGGGUGAUUGGGGAAAGUCCAACUGAUUUACUUUCUCUAGCCGCUCAUAACACUGUUGAUCAUGGUGCUGCAUCUUCAGAAGGGCAGAAAAUUGAAGCAAGAAGGAAACUACUUGAUCUGGUUAGUAAAGGAGUGGAAGCAUCACUAGUUCAGCUUCUUGAAACAGGUCUAUUGCAUGCUGAUCCACAUCCAGGAAACUUGCGUUACACAUCAUCUGGACAAUUGGGGUUCCUGGAUUUCGGUUUACUUUGCCAAAUGGAAAAGAAGCAUCAGUUUGCUAUGCUUGCAUCCAUAGUGCACAUAGUAAAUGGGGAUUGGGCAUCUCUUGUCGGUUCUCUUAUCGAAAUGGAUGUUGUAAGGCCAGGGACUAGCAUUUGGCAGGUUACAAUGGAACUGGAAGAUUCCUUGGGAGAGGUGCAAUUUAGAGAUGGAAUUCCCGAUGUCAAGUUCAGUAGGGUUCUCAGCAAAAUAUGGUCUGUAGCUCUCAAGUAUCAUUUUCGCAUGCCACCAUACUACACACUUGUUCUACGCUCUCUUGCUUCCCUGGAAGGUUUGGCAGUGGCUGCAGAUCCAAACUUCAAGACAUUUGAAGCUGCAUACCCAUUUGUUGUUAAAAAACUGCUCACUGAAAAUUCGGCUGAGACAAGGAAAAUUUUGCAUUCGGUGGUUUUAAACAAAAGGAAAGAAUUCCGGUGGGACAGGCUUGCUCUUCUCCUAAAAGUAGGAUCAACUAGGAAUGUCUUGAAUGGAACAAUAAUAGCACCAAAGAAUGAGAUUUUCCCUGGUUAUCAAGCAAAUAGGCCAUCCAGUGGUGUUUUUGAUGUUGCACAAUUAGUUUUGAUGCUUUUACCAUCCAGAGAUGGUAUCGUUCUCAGGAAGCUUUUAAUGACUGCAGAUGGAGUUUCAUUAGUCCAAGCAAUGGUUUCAAAGGAGGCAGUUAUCUUUAGACAGCAACUUUGCAGGGUCAUUGCUGACUUACUAUAUCAAUGGACAGUACAAACUCUUGGACUUGGAACAAAGGCUACUCUGUAUGCUUCCCAAGUAAGAUUGACUAAUGAGUCUGACAAGAGAGACUUAUUUCCAUCUUCCAGAUUGUCCAUGCCCAUCUAUGAUUAUCAGUCCAUCAUCAAAGAUCGACGACUCAAAAUAAUCUUCUUCAGGAUACUAGAUUCUGCAAGGAAAGAUCCGGUGUUGAUUCUAAAAUUCUGCUGGACUUCUAUUGUUAUGAUUGUUACAGCUUCAGCACUGGCUUGUCAUCGAGUUUUGGUCUCUUUGUCUGAAGUCUACAUCAGUCCUUUAUCAUUUGCUCGAAAGAGAGUGGCAAUCAGUGCAUGAAUUCCAUAUUUGGACUCUAAUGAAUCUGUUCUAAAGAAGAUUGAAUGCAGAAACCUCCUUGACAUCAAUAAUAGUCUAUAACAGAGACAAUUAAAGAUCCCAGUACGGGCACUAAGAUAGAAAUUUCGGUUUUUGUGGCUUGAGGAUGUGGUUGCAUAAGGAGUGGAUUUCAUCUACCGUAUCUUUACUCCUGCCCCUCAACGUGAGUUUCAAGUGUUUUGCACGCAGAUAAUUCUUUAUGAAGGAGGAAGUCUUUAACAGAUAAGAUGAAGAUACAUAGAUAAUAUAUAACUGUAUAAAAUGAUACCUAUUUUUGCUCAAAAUAGCUAAUGCCUUUUGACUUCUGUAGUUAUGAUAUAAUACGAGAGGCAAAGAGAUCAUGAAUUGUAUUAGAGGGCCAUUUGUAAAUUCACUUGUAAAUGCCUCUUAACAUUCAUAUAAUUGCUUUGACUACUUGAAUAAUUGGCAUUUGAAAAUUAGGAAGAGAAAGUGCCAAGUUGAACUACUUUAGAAGAGUCAAGUCAAUUAAACUUCUCAUUGGAUCUUUUGUUUAAAUGAAUGAAUGUUAUUAGGUAAGUUUCUGCUUCGUUAGCA
Jatropha curcas is the source of this 3290-nucleotide messenger RNA. RefSeq names its product Protein kinase superfamily protein (gene ATATH8). Lineage: Eukaryota; Viridiplantae; Streptophyta; Magnoliopsida; Malpighiales; Euphorbiaceae. The record is from RefSeq and is a predicted model, not a curated record. Gene Ontology annotation, biological process: protein phosphorylation. Gene Ontology annotation, molecular function: protein kinase activity; ATP binding.